Molecule: messenger RNA, 1221 nt
Organism: Mauremys mutica (yellowpond turtle)
Lineage: Eukaryota; Metazoa; Chordata; Testudines; Geoemydidae
Product: microtubule-actin cross-linking factor 1, isoforms 1/2/3/5-like
Exons: 5
Coding region: 49-1221 (390 amino acids)
Biological process (GO): intermediate filament cytoskeleton organization; wound healing; cytoplasmic microtubule organization
Cellular component (GO): intermediate filament; membrane; hemidesmosome
Molecular function (GO): structural molecule activity; microtubule binding
Source: RefSeq, a predicted model, not a curated record
GCUGAGCUUUCGGCCCCUGGCCGGCCGGCUCCAGGCCACCCUUUGGCCAUGGGGAACGCGCUGGGCAGGCCAAGCUGCCUGGGAGACACGAGCCAGAAGCCGGAGGAGUUCCUGAAGGACGUGGGGCUUGGCCCCGAGCACCCGGCGGGGAGGAACAACUGUGACGCCAGAGCCGGGGCCCCCGACAAGUCACCCCUGAACCCGGUGGUGAUCGAGAACGGCUGGAGCCUGAGCCCAGGCUCGGCUAAGAGCCAGCCGAGCAGCCCCCUGCCCAAGCAAAACAACAUGGAGGUCAAGGUACAGAACGGGAGCAGGGGCUGCAACCCCCUCAAAGCCCAGCUGGAGGCGGCUGGGGCUGCCUGGACCCCCCCGAGAGGAGCCCCCCCCAGGGACUCGGGCAGCAGCUGGGCCUGGAAGCCCGUCAGCACCAGGGAGGUGACCGAGGUGACCGAGGUGACGGAGACCAUCGUGACGGAGAUCGUGGAGGUGACCGAGUACCCGGGCGGGGAGCCCGUUGUCACCAGGACGGUGAAGGUGCUGGCGGAGUGUGCCGGGGAGCGGACGGAGGGUGCCCUGCGGGCCGUCACGCUCCCAGAGGGCUCCCCGAGUGCAGAGCAGGCCCAGGAUACUUUGGAGACGCUGCUGACGUGGGUGGCUGACAUGGAGGACCUGGUUGGCAACCAGAAGCCCCCGUCUUCUGAAGUGAAGGUGUUGAAAGCCCAGCUGCAGGAGCAGAAGCUCCUGAAACGGCUUCUGGAGGAGCGGAGACCCCGAGUGGAGUGUGUCCUGCAGGACAGACGGCUGCCCCGGGAGCAUGCUGCCAGGACAAACGCACAGGAGGCGAGCGGGGGCCUCUCAGACCUGCAGGAGAAGUGGGGAGAACUGAUCCAGAAGGCGAACGCCAGACACAGCUGCUUGGAGCGGAUCCUGCCGGCUGCUCAGCACUUCCAGGAGUCUGUGGAUUCCUUCCAGGAGUGGCUGAGCGCCACAGAGAGGCGCCUGGCCCAGCUCUGGCAGGCCAACGGCUGCGUGGCCCAGCUGCAGGCUGCCCACCAGCAAAGCCAGGGUCUCUGUGAGGAGAUUCGUUCCAGGCUGGGCGACCUGGAGCAAGCCCUGGAGCGGGGCCAGCAGGUGCUGGAGCUGGUGACAGGCAAGUGGCAGAGCAGCUGGCUGCUGAGAAUUGGGAACUGCAGCCCCCAGGCCCAGGCUGCCCAGCGGUGA